GGCCGUGCGCCGCCACAGGCGGGGCCGCGCACGCGUGUCACAGCGGGACUGGGGCUGCAGCUUCAACAACCUGAACGUUCUACAGCAGCUGAAACAUUACAGGGCAAAUAGAUGGCCAAGCUAGAUGGUAGUGCAGUCUAAAACUGCCCAGAUGAGCAUGAAGAUUAUCAGGAUUUGGGAAUCUCAUCACUGCUUUCUUCAUUCAGGUCCAGAGGUCCCUCUUCUGCUGCACUUACCCUGAGGAUCAACCCUGACCAUGCUGAGAUUCGGGCAGCACCUCAUCAAGCCCUCGGUGGUGUUCCUGAGGACGGAGCUGUGCUUUGCCCUGGUGAACCGCAGGCCGGUGGUGCCAGGACAUGUCCUUGUUUGUCCCCUGCGGCCGGUGGAGCGUUUCCGUGACCUGUGUCCCGAGGAAGUGGCUGAUUUGUUUUGUACGGCGCAAAGGGUCGGCAAUGUGGUGGAGAAACAUUUCUGUGGCACUUCGCUCACCUUUUCCAUCCAGGAUGGCCCUGAAGCUGGACAAACAGUGAAGCAUGUUCAUGUCCAUGUGCUGCCAAGGAGGGCUGGAGACUUCAGCAGGAAUGACGAUGUCUACGAGGAGUUGCAGCGACAUGAUAAAGAUGAUUCCCCUGACAAGUGGAGGACAGAAGAAGAAAUGGCAGCUGAAGCAGAAAUUCUGAAGAAGUAUUUCCAGGAAAGUUAGAGGUAACAAAGUGUUUGGAACACAUCCCAUGACACCAGAAAGUCCCCAGAAAGAAUGACCUCAUUCUCCAGUUCUCAGUGGCCCUGCAGCUGCAGCUCGACAAUUUUAUUAUGUUCUACAAGUAUGGGAUUCUUCCAAGAAAAAUUUUAUUGGACCUUUGGAUAUCAUCAAGGUUGAAUUCCAGCUAAGACAACUAAACAGCACUGGUUCAAAAUAUUGCUCUGAAUUGUAACUCAUAUUUUUCUGAAUUGUGUACUUGGGAAUGAAUCUUUUUAAAUUGUCCCUUGGCCUAAAUAGAAAUAAAGUCCCAGGAAAAUCAGGUAGCUACUGCAUUAUAAAGUGUUUACUUCUUGUUGUGCUCUUUGAUUCAGUUAUUGUAUAUAGGCUAUUUUAUCAUAGAAGAAUUAGAUCUUUUAGCAGUGUGGCAAUUCAUACAAACCAAGACUUUGUUACAGACAAGCCAAGAUAAACUUGGAAAGCUGUUUUUUCUUCUAUAACAAUAAAGAUUCAGCUUCCUGA
This is a messenger RNA of Vidua macroura (Pin-tailed whydah), 1222 nucleotides long. RefSeq names its product fragile histidine triad diadenosine triphosphatase (gene FHIT). NCBI's taxonomy places the organism in Eukaryota, Metazoa, Chordata, Aves, Passeriformes, Viduidae. The transcript has 9 exons. The record is from RefSeq and is a predicted model, not a curated record. Gene Ontology annotation, biological process: diadenosine triphosphate catabolic process; negative regulation of proteasomal ubiquitin-dependent protein catabolic process; intrinsic apoptotic signaling pathway by p53 class mediator. Gene Ontology annotation, molecular function: bis(5'-adenosyl)-triphosphatase activity; ubiquitin protein ligase binding. Gene Ontology annotation, cellular component: cytoplasm; nucleus; plasma membrane. Bases 257 to 703 code for a protein of 148 amino acids.